AGUACAGGCGAGAUGAUUUUCGAUGAGGUUUUCCACGCCUUGUCCAGAUGUCUGGCCGGUCUCGCUCAGCCCUUUACGGUCCCGGGAACGGAGCAGCUCUUCACCCCAAAGAUCUUCACCACCAUCCUGGUCUACUCCUCCAUUUUCGGCCUCACGUCACAUCAGGUCCUGGUACAGGGAUGUCAACUGGAGCGAACAGACCUGGGCCACUUCCUGCAUCACAUCUACCAGCAGCUCAAAGCGGUGGAAAGCAACAUCGCCCAUGUGCUCAAUCAGCAGCACGAAAGUUGCUCGGUGGAGUGUGGUCUCCAUGGCAACGGCGUGGAGGAUCCGCCUCCCAGGAGGCCGAACAUCUCCAUGGUGUCGUCGGACAUGGGCCUGGUCAGCAUGGUGCGCCAGGGCAUCCUGGCCCUGCAGCUGCUGCCUCCCAACUCCAGCGCCGGCAUCAUCAUCAUCACGGACGGCGUGAUGAGCGUCCCCGAUGUCGUCGUGUGUGAGACGCUGCUGAACCAGCUGAGGAGCGGGACCAUCACAUGCUCCUUUGUGCAGGUGGGCGGGCCGUACUCGUACGACUGCAGCUUCGGCUACAUCCCCAACGUGGAACUGAUGAAGUUCAUCUCGGUGGCCACCCUCGGGUCCUACCUGCCCAGCUGUCCUCCGCUGGACCUGGACAGCCACAACAUGAACGCCUACCACAAGGCCUUCCUCACCUAUUCCUUCCUCAAGACCCCCGAAGCCAUCAACUCGGACAUCUUAAGCGUGUCUCAGCACAAACUGUUCAACGAGCACCUGGUGUCGGCCAGCGGAAACCCGGCACUGGCGAUGCGCAGGAAGAAGCACACGGAAAAGGACGUGCACGCUCACCUAAUCAGCGUGGUGUCUGUCAGGCUCAGGGAGGGCUACACCAUCCGGGAAAUCAGCCUCACCAAAGGCGGCAGUCAGCUGGAAGUGAAGCUGGUGCUGCUGUGGAAGCACAACAUGCACAUCGAGUACGUGGCGUCGGCCCCGUGGCCGCUGGACCCCGGCAAGCGGACCACCCGGGUGGAGGUGACCAUGGAAGGCAGCUACGACAUCCUACACGACAUCAGCUGCACGCAGAGGAAGCCCAUCACAAGCUCCUACCGCACCUCGGUCAUCCGCCGCUUCUGGAACACUUUGCAGAGCAUCAACCAGACGGAUCAGAUGCUGGUGCACCUGCAGUCUUUCAACUCCGUUCCGGAGAACUACACCAUCCCCGAGAGCACCAAGAACGGAGUUCCGCUCUUCUACAUCCCUCCCGGAUCCACCACACCGGUUCUGUCCCUGCAGCACGGUGGCUCCAAAGACUCGUCGCAGUCACAGUUCGCCUCCUACUGGAAGCCCAUCCUCUCCAUGGAUGCCAAUUUCUGGCAGAGGUGGCUGCACAUGCACCGCAUUGCCAUCAUCCUGGAACACGACAUGCCGGUGCCCAAACACCUGCACACGGCGGGCAACAACGGGCGUUACAGCACCAUCCAAUGUCGCAUCUCCCACUCUGCGCUCACCUCGCUGCUGAGGGACUGGAGCAGCUUCGUUCUGGUCGAGGGUUACUCCUACGUCAAGCUCAUAUACAGUUCCCUGGAGCAGCCCCCCACCUCCUUCUAUCUGGUCCGACUCAUCUCCAAGACCCCCUGCAUGGUUCUGCGAUUGGGCUUUCCCAUCGGAACACCGGCACACGUUCGAAACAAGAUUGUGGACGAGCUCCGCGAGCAGAUCCUCAAGCUCCGCUUCCCGCAUCGCAUUCACAGCAAGGAGGCCACGCCCAAGACCAAGAGGAAGGCGGCAGCGGGACAGCCUUCGCCAUCCAAGUCGCCCGCUCUCUCCACGCCCAAGCAUGCCCUGUCGGACCGGCCGUGCGUUGUGGUGCUCAACAAGCCGCUCGAGAAGCUGCUCAUCAGGUACGAGAAGCUGCCUCCGGACUUCAGGACUCCCUUCAUCUUCAGCAUCGAGAAUACGUCUUUGCAGCCCUCCAGCGGGUCGGCACCCCUCAACGUGGCGGGCAACCGCGCCGCCUCGUCCACACUGGCCUCGCUGUCCCGCUACUUCCUGCACCGACGCUGGGUGUGGGCGGUGCAGAGCAGCCAGGGUCCGGCCGUGGCCAUGCAGGCCGUCGCCCACAUCCUCUCCAUGCUGUCUGAGAUCCGCCUGUCGGAGGGUUUUCAUUUUGCCGCCAGCGGAGACGGCAUCGUCAACAUGGUCAUUGAGCUGCCCAUGAAGGGCACGUCCGCCGACUCUGAGCAAGAGAGUCACUCGUGCAUCGUCCAGUACAUCCUCUUCCCGCCUCACGCGACCUCCACCAAGGACAGCUUCUCCACGGACGACGACAACGACACGGAGGUUGAGGCGGUGGACGUGGACGUGGAGCUCAACGUGGUGACCGAGUGUUGGGUGGAGCCUCAGAGUGGCACCAUCGCCAGCUGCUCGGAGCAACAUCGCCACCUGCUGGGCCUCAGCUACCAGGAAGUGCCUCAAGCCAUCUUCCCCAGAGAUUUAGCCUGCAUGUCCACCAUGAUGACAUUUGAGUACCUGAGUCAGCUGUGUCAGAACAAAGACCAGGUCUGCUCUGUGCCUGCUGGACUCAGGGACACUACAGGAGAUCCUUCUGCCUCAGAGGAGAGCAUUCACAUGGUUCCUUUCCAGUUUGAUCUCAUCCAGCUUCUGCCCAAAUGCCAGCAGGUGGAGCUCUUCUUCCUCACAUUCGGCACAGAGGCGGAGCUGGAGGAGCACCUCUGUAGCGGCCCGUGCCUUCCCAACGAGCUGCUCCUGGGCCUCUUCCACAGCAGCCUGGAACAGGAACUGAGCGACCGCGAGAUUCCCGUAGCCGUUGGCGACCACGCCGCCUUCAUGCGCCACGUCCUUGAGCGCGAGCGCAACGGCCACUGCGCUCCCUUCCCCCUGCCCGUCAUCAAGGCACAAGACUUCACAAGGCCUCUGGAUAGAAAGGAAGUGAUGUCAGCGUUUCACUUAACCGGCAGCAGUAAAGAGAUGACAGAAUCCACCAGCACGUUGCAGAGUUUGGCCAACGCCGACCUGGUUUAUGAUGAGCCUUCGCUGGCGGGGCAGAGCUGCUCGGUGCCCCAGUGGAGGUGUUACGCCAAGCACAUCAGCUCCCAACAGAUCCUGCUCACCUUCCUGCCAGCCACCUUCGCAGAUGUCCUGAUGCUGAUGACCUCUGGGCUGGAGGCGGAGCAUUUGAGUCACGUCAGCACGCAGGACGACGACACGCUGACGCCCGGCAAACAGUCACAGGCCGACUCACCGUCCGGAUCCGCCGGCGGACCGUGCCGGUCCGAGUCCAGCCUGGGUCCAGCCUUCGAGAUGAGGAGGAGUUCAAGCGGCGGGCCCCUGGACUCCACGUCGCCCGUUGUCUCGCCGUCCUUGGAGGAGGUGAGGGGACCUGCCAGGCCCACUGACGCCCUGCCGUCGGACGCGUGGGGUAUCAGGAUGUCCGAAAGCCAGCCCGGAACGCCCGGCUCGUGUCAGUCUACGGCAGGUGCAGAUUUGGUUGACAAAGUUCACUUCUCUGAGCCGCAGCACUACGGUGCGCACGGCGGCAGCGGUGGCAUCCUGGGCCGCCAGUUGUCCCAGCAGAGUUCUGGCACGCAGCUCAAAUGUCCCGUCUAUGUGUACAAUUGCUGCCUGGAGCUGCUCAAGGAGCAGCUGGUACACCCCGCCGCCAGCCGACACCCCCGGGACGUCUUCUUCAGACCUCAAGAGGCUCAGUCUUGGCAGAUGCCUGAGCAGAUGAAGACCAGGUCGCUUUCUCUGGACCGCAGCAGCCCUACGCCUUGGACGGACCUUCUGGCACAGCCUCACAAGCACAAGGAGCUGGCCCACUACUGCAGCUUGCUGCAGGAACACUACCAGCAGAGCUUCGCCAAAGGUGUCUACCGGAGCCUCCAGCAAUCGCUCAGCAUCAGCUCCCAGGACGUCCUGAUGGCCAUGGACUACUGCGAGGAGUCCCUGCAGGAGAUUGAUAUCACGGCCUUCCUGCAGACACUAUGUGGACACAUCCGGGUAUUCCGGGAGAACGGCCAAGCUCCCACGUGGACUCGGCAGCCCAAAGCCGCCGGGAGGUUGGCCACCUUCAUUGUCGGAGAGGCCGAGGAGGAUCGAGCCGAUGUCAAGUCUGCUGUGGCCUCCUCGUCCAGUUUUGAGCUGGAAGACGCCAACGAAGCAGAUUCCCGUGGUCCCGCCCCCCAGCCCCAGCUCGUCCAGGAGGUGUCCAGCAAGCUCCCAGCAUUCCCCCUAGAUUUGCUCCAGACGCAUCCGGCUUGUGACCUGUGCCCAGACGUGCACAAAAUAAUUCAGGAAAAGUUCAUGGCAAUCGUGUUCCAGUAUUUCAAACCUGUGCCUUCCAAUCCACAUUACUUCUAUUACUGCCCGCCGUCUUCCAAGAAGGAGGAGGACUCGGAGGACGGCGAAUUGGAGGUGAGGCCCAACGAAGAGACGGUGUCCGAGGCCGAGCAAGCCACUGAGGAUGAAAUGGCGUCCGGCGGCUGCAUCACCACAGAGAGCGACAACGACUUGGUGGUGGAAUACGAAGAGCAGCCCAGCGGCGGCAGCAUCAGAAGCCUCAGUGGCGGCGAGGACCACUCGCACUCGGACUCCAACACGGUCAACCAGGACCAGGACCAGGACCAGGACCAGGACUCCUUCAGCAUCCUGGAAGAAGGAGACUCACUGCUGGAGGCAGAGGGGCCGCAGAUGGACAUGCCGCCACUCUUCCUGCACGUUACCUGCUCUGUCAACGCCAAGAGCUGCCACGGAUCCACACCCAUACACAGCCUGCCCACCUGCCUAGGUGAGAUCAUUUCCUGCCUGGAGGACGCCAAGGCUUUACAGUCAGUGGACCUGAACGAGCUCUCGGUCACCCUGGACAUCUUUGUCCUCACCCUUCCUCUGGAGAUCGAAGUCAUGUCCGAUUUUCAUCACAACAGGUACACGUCUGAGAGCAGCGUGUCCCUGAACCGUUCACCGGGACAGCCGUCGUCGUAUCGGUCGGACGAGGAGCUGUCGGCCAUGCUGGAGGGGCUGAAGGGAGCUGAUGUGGACAUGGUCUGUGGCGAACCUUUGUCUAAGCUGCCUCUUCCUCACAAGCUGGCUAUCCUGGCUACCAUGGACGAGGUCCGCUGGCUGCUGGAAGACGAGAUCGUGUCGGCGCUGCGCCGCUCACGCACCAUCGGCCCGGCCACGCUGCUUAAGGUGGCGCAGCAUGUGGUUCGCUCGGCCGGGCGGCCGCACUGUCGCAGCGAGGACGUCCCGCUGCAGUUUGUCUUCAGGCCUGAGCAGUCGCUGGACAAGUUCAAGGAGGAGUUCCGUCGUAUGGCACUCUCUGGCUACGUGCUCAACAGUGAGCAGGACAGCUUCUACUAUGUGUCUCUGAGCCGGCUACACCCUCAAAGGAUCCACGUCGUCAAGAAGCUGUCAGAGAGCAUUGCCGCUAACAGAACCCCGCCUCAGGAAGAGUCUGUCUUGGAGAGCAAGGUUGAUCCCGAAGAUGUGGCCGCCAACUUCACAACUGACACCACAGCAGAAUUUGACGAACCGGUCGGAUUCUUGAAAACCGAUGGCGGAAACACACAGAGCUCGGUUAGCCUUCUGCUGCUGAACGAGCCCACCUCGCCCCCCAAGACUCCCUCCAGCGUCAGCCUCGCCGAGUCGGUGCAGUCCGCUUCUCAUGGCUGCGGCAAGCUGAGGCCAAGUCGUGUGCAGAGCGUCAUCUCAAGCCAAGGAAGUUUGGAUUCCGACAUGCAGGGAUAUGAUGGCGGCAGCAGCGACUCUGAGUGUGAAAGUCCCACCCUGGAUGAGCAAGAAAGUCAGACACCUCGGAUGCCCGACUUCUGGCUCAUAGCGAAGAUUCACCAGGACAGAGUCAAGGUCUACUCCCAUUCCAGGAGUGUGAGUGAGGAACGGGAGAUGAAUGGCAAAGAGCAGGAAAGCCGGGAGGACAAGCAAGAGCUGCCGGAAUAUUUACAACUGCAUCAGAUGGUGGUAAAGAAAAUUGGAGAGCUGUGUCGCAGAGUUAACCAGCAUAUGCUGCUGCAGGACCUUCACGACAGCCACGUGUGCAAUUCCCUGCUGGUGGCAGAGAGCGAGGAGGACAUUUGGAAGAGCGAGUCCGCAUACCGGCAGAGGCGCAACACCUCGGACGAUUACCACGCUGAGGAGAGCUACCAGGCCAGAGAUUACCUGGCCGCCACAAUGCACUUCAUCCCUGGACACUUUUCCUGUGACGUGGUGUGGUGUACCGUCAUCCACAUACACCCAAGACUCAAGAUGGGACCUAACAUGGGUGUGUCCAGAGCCAUCCAGGCCUUACGCUCCGUGCUCAACUCCUUCUGUGUGGUCAACAGGAAGAAUAUGUUUGUCUACCAGGAGCGUACCACCAAAUCUGUUUUCUACCUCAGACUUUAUGAGACGUCUCAAACAGGCAAAUAUUCUGAUAUGGACGGCGGCCUCCACACCUCUCGGUCCCUCAGCCUGGCCAGAAGUCAGGAGCCUCUGUUCUCCGAAGACCUCAUGGGUUCCAGGUCGUCUCUGGAGGGUUCUCGUCCAGUGGGCCAGGUGGACAAGCACAUCCUGCUGUUGGUGCAUGGGGUGGGCAAUGCAGGUCCCGAGAUCACGGACGAGCUGUUGAAGGUUCUGCGCAAACGUCUGGAUGAAACCACGCUGGAUAUCAUCACCGUCAUGCUCGUCAGGAACUGCAAGCUGACACCCGCCGACGUGGAGUUCAUCCAGCCGUCAGGCUCUCCCUCCAGCGAGGUGAUGACGUUCGGCCUCCCCGCCUUCUGUCUCCCGUGGCUUUCGGCCGUGUCUCACUACCUCCGCCAGAACCUGCUCAUCUUCCUGCAUGUGCCCAAGUACACAGACAGCAACACGGCGCACCACUUCAAGCACUGCUUUCAUUCGAACACCGACGUGGCGGAUGGCAACAUCUACCUCUACAACAAGCCCGGAGGUCAGGGGACGGGAGGCAAAGGAAUUGCCUGCAUUACUCUGACGUUCGUGGAUGCCACGGGGCACCCCUUUCAGACACUCGCCUCGGACUGCGGCAAAGAGACCAACAGCUGUUCCACCCCGCUGCAGCCGGAACACUUUGAGCGCCUGACCACCGUGCUGAGAGUGAAAACCGAUUCUGUGCAUGACGGCUGGAGCCAAGAGGCGGCAGCAGCGCCACUGCUGGUGCGCUUCGACGUCUGGGAGCAAGGCAACGUGAGCCCGGCGCAGCUGGCCGAUAGGCUGCAGGGGGCGCUGCGACACGCCCUGUGCGAUGUGCUCAUGGAGUUACGUGUGCUGCCCAACCCGCUCUGCCUGCCCUGCGCCAACACGCACACCCCAGGCAAGGACCACGCCAAAGGUGCCUUGAGUCUGCCUGAGGCGAAGGAGGCAAAGGACACACCUAGGCAGCGUAGCGGCUCUCGGGUAUUCAGAACUAGCCCCUCGCCCAUCACCUUAGGGCACCCUGGCAGCGGCGGCAGCGCCACCGCUGGCAUGACGGGAUCCAGCACGCCCGAAUCCACGACGCCCACUGGAAGAAGCACGCGCCGCAGCUUCUGGGACAUUCUGAGCAAACCCGAUUCGUCUGAGCUGGGCAGUCCAAAAACCACGGACGAUAUCGUGCCGGAGCGAGGCGAGGAGGGUCGCGUGGUGCGGCGCCGCCACAAGACAGACAGCGUCAAGCAGCAGUGGUCGCAAGAGAGGCUCGGCGAACUUGAACAGGCACAAAGGAGGCAAGCAUGCCAGCUGGAGCAGGGCGACGUGGGCGCCCUGCAUCCCAUCUACCAGCUCACCUGCCAGCCCUGGAUCACCUUCAUGGCUGAGCUCGGCUGCCCGUCUAUUCAGCAGUGCUCGGCCGAUGUGGCGUCCCACUUCCUGCUGCCUUCCAUCCUGGCCGAGCUGGUCAAUCUGGUGGGAUCGCUGGCUGCCGACACCAACGUCAAGGUCUUCGUCAAGACCAGCUGUCCCGUAUCGGGAGACAUCUUCGUUCCUUUAUCUGCCGUGCAAAACCUGUGGCGUCCUCCCAAGGCCUCCUGCAGCUUCAUCAUCAUUGGGAGGAACUUCCAACAGUGGUACUGCAGCACCGAGCAAGAUGAGAGUUUAGAGGAGGAAAACGUGGCGCCGCUUAAUAGGUUCACACCUCACAAAGGCCUCCAGCGCUUUGAGGCCUCUGAGCAGCAACAACAGCAGCAGGGUGACUGCUCCAGCCUCUCGGGACAGCAGCAGCAGCAGCAGGCGGGCUGGGCGUCAGCACCGGCACCCCGCCAGAGGUUCCUCCUCAUUCGCAUCUUGGACAAAAAGGUGACGCUGUACAGCUACAACUGGUCGGUGGACCUGGGCGCCUCACUCAACCGCGAGCUGGUCCGCCUGGUCAAGUGGCAGAACGCAAGGGCCCACGUGCUGCACUGCCUGCUCAGCCAGAAGAUGGGCCUGUUCCAUCACCACUGCUUCUCCGACGCGCCGCUCCACGACAUCCAUUCCAAGCGGGACCCCAACCCCUUCCUGGGUCCAUCCAUGGAGCCGGACACACUUCUCCGUAGCCCCGUGCCGCCCCUGGCCAGCAAAGAGCAGGGUCGCCUGGCAUCCUCGGGCCGCAGCCUGGCCCCGCUUCACUUCCCCUCCGAGCUGCUGCCCUUCGACGAGGCUCUGAGGGACGUGUGCGCUAUCAAGGCGCUAACGGAUGGGGACGCCGUCGCGCGGCAUGGCGGACAGCUCUUGGACAUCAAAGCGGCUGAGAGGAGAGAGCUGGAGAAGCAGAUGAAGAUUGAGAACCUGUUUGUGACGUGGCAGCAGCGGUCGGCACAGUCCAACAUGCCCAUCGCGCUGGCUGACUUGGAAACCCUAAAACAGUCGUCCCGCCUGGUCCACUACUGCGCCACGCCGCUGCUCUUUGACCCUCUCUUCCGCAAGCAGAUUCAGGAGGAAUUAGCUGCUCAGCCGCCCGUCAAGAAGCGUCACCGGUCGAACGACUCGACGGCGUCGGGCCGCGACCGCAGCUACAGCAGCGACUCUGGUGACAUGCUGCCCGGCCGGCUGAAGGAGGAGCCCUGGCUGCUGGACAUCUCCAGCGGCUUUCUGCAGCAGUACGUGCAGUACCUGCAAAGCUUGGGCUUCAUCCUGGUGCAGGUGCGCCCGCAGUCGCCCGCUCGCAGCAUCGCCCGCGCCCGUGCCGCCAUGUUGAGCUCCAUGUCGUCCGAGGGCAGGAUGUCCUUCUCCUACGUCAAGCAGAAGAGCGAAGACAGCCCCAAGACAACUGUGUCCGCCACCACCGCUUACCACCUUCAGAGGGCGCUGCCUGGCGGGAUCGUGCUGAUGGAGCUGGCUUUUCAGGGUUGCUACUUCUGCGUCAAGCAGUAUGCACUGGAGUGUUCUCGGAUCCCCAUGGGCCAGUCGGUCAACUCACAGCUCUCCAUGCUCUUCACCGAGGAGUGCGACAAGGUGCGCGACUUGAUGCACGUGCACUCGUUCAGCUACGACUUCCACCUGCGGGUAGUCCACCAGUACCUGGUGGGCUGCCACAUGACGCUGCGCCAGGGCUACCAGCUCACCGACUUCCUCAGAGACUUCAUCGUGCAGCACCCCGACAUCCCCAAGUUCGGACGCAACCACGUCUUCCAAGGGAGUUUCUCCACCUCCACGAGGAUGAUCACGGCCCAUCAGCUGUACAACUACAUCACCGACCACGCCAGCAUGUACGGCAUGAAGCCCCUGCGCAUGUCCAAGGCCGCCGUCACCACCGAGGCCAAGAAGGCCGCGCCGGACCAGCACGAAUACGCUCUGGUCGCCUUGUGGAACAGCUCGGGUUCUUACAAGGACCUGGAGGGCCUUCAUCACCAUGACGACUUUGACGUUUCACUGGUGGUGUGUCACAAUGCUGCUCCCUUUGAGGAACAGUCGGAGGGAGAGAGACACUUGCUGAGGUUGCACUUCUACGUGAUCAUGACGAGCCAGCGUGAGCUCUUCCCCCGUCUCACAGCUGACAUGCGGCGCUUCAAGAAGCUUCCUCCGAUCCACCGUGAGCCCGGCGAGCUGGGCGGACGCCCCGCCCUGGAUCGAGCGGAGGCCUGCACGUCCCCCAGCGGCGAGCGGGACCUCUGGGAAGAACCCACCAGGUCCGGGUCCGAGGCCUGCACGCCCAGCGACGGCAAUGAGUUCUAUCCUUUGGUGGGCGCCGCCGUCCGGUCCCAGGGAUUGCUCGACCCGUCCCCGCUGUUCCCACUGCUCAACAGUGAGGUGGCCGCCGCCCGCCGGCAGAUCCAGGCCAGCGUGGAGGAAGCCAUGGGGCACUGCCGUCGCGACAACCUGUGGAGGAGGCUGUUCCACGGCGAGCACCUGGCACUGGACAAGCUGAAGCUGACCAAGUUGUCCUUCUGCGAGCUGGAGGAGCUGCUGGGGUCUGUCCAGAGCCGCUCUGUCGGGGACAUCGACCCCCAGCUGGACUGCUUCCUGAAUAUGAGUACAACCUGGUACCAGAGUCUCAUUAAAGUCUUGCUUGGCCGAUUCCCUCAAAGUUGUCGCCAUUUUGACGACGGCGGCAUUCAAUACCUGGCUGUUCUGAACCAGAAGUUCACGGACUGCUUUGUUUUGGUCUUCCUCGACGCCCAAGCUGGCAAAACGAGCCUGAAGGUAGUUUUGCGAGAGCCGCUGCCGCCGCAGCCACAGGACGGCGGCAGCCCGCCACCUCAGCUGGUCUCCAUGUACCAUCACCUGGAGUCCGUCAUCAACACGGCCUGCUACAACCUCUGGACCGGACUCUUAUAACCAAUGCUCCUUCUCCCUCAACUUCAUCCCGGAGUUGAAGAAAAAGCCAGUUUGCGCCGGAUGUUGUUAGCAAGCUGGCUAGUUCCAGAAGCUGCGUCAUGGACUGCUAGCAUUAAGCUAAGCUGCCGGAAAACAUUUUUAAAUUAUUUUGGCAUUUGUCCAUCAUAUUUUUUAAACUAUUCUUGAAUUUGGACUCCUUUUGGGUCCUGUCGGUCUGCAAGGUGUGUUCCACGCUUAGGAAUGAUCGACAAGGCGGUGCGUGGAAGUGUUGCGGCUUUUGUACUCAAUGCUGAAAAACUGGACACGACAUUCCCACAUGAGCAGAGUCCGGAAUGAAUUUCAACACGUGAGACUUUCCAUCCAGCCAUUUCAAAGGCAGGCUGCACCCUGGCUUGGUCGCCCGGUCAAUCACAGGACCACCAUAACGUACGUUCAGACCUGGUACCACGGAACUUUUCAUCUCUUGAUCAACAUCAAGGGGGAAGCCAGAGUCUAUGACUGACUGGUUUUGGACCCUGGAUUGGUCACCAGUCCAUCACAUGACCACCACACACGUCAUACAGUCAUUGAGUGUGAAAUGGAAAAGUGGUUAAAAAUGUGCCCUACCAAGACCACCACCACCCCGGACACAGGUCUGCAGUGUCCUUAAGCAAGACCCUGGUACCCCGAACUGGUUCCCGGGCAGUUAAGCAGCACCCUGCUCCACUAACUGUGUGCGUUUGCUGUGAUGGUUCAAAUUUCAUUUACAUGACCCAAAAAAAAAAAAAAGAGAGGAUCUCCGUCUGAAUGUUUCGGCACUUAUAUUGCUCAGAUUGAGACCAGAGUCGAAGACUGACUGACUGAGGACCUGCAUGCUCCCCCAGUCCCUGAAAAGGACAUGUUGGAUUCCUCAUCCAUCGUGCACGUUUCCUGUUCAGGGGCAAGUCAGAAUCUCUGACUGCCAGACUGUGGACUCUGGCUUGGAUCUGGACUGCGGACAUUUAGUGCCUUGUGCUGGACUUUGCUACCACGUCAGUGUUUGUUCUGGGAUUACAGCCCCUUACAUUUUUUGCUUUUCACUGCCCAAAAGUGCCUUGCUAUUUCUUUUUUUAACUUUUUGAAGCACAAAGUCUGAUGAGGACAUUUCCAGAGGGUUUUGGGGGGGGGGUUUCUCCCCUUUGUCGUUAAUGGCAUAAUGCUCAAUUGUGCCACUGUUAGCCAAAUGUACAUAAACACACGCGCGGCGAGCUGAAGGAUGUCAAACACUGGAGGCCGUAACAGAAACUUCAACUGUAUCACCCGUGUCCUAAGCACUGUACAUUGAGACUACAGCUAAUGAUUAUUUAAUAAUUCUUUUGAAUGAUUUAAACAUUUAAAUGUCAAUCCCUUUAUUUAAAUACAGGACUUCAUUUCAAAUUAACAGUGCAGAAAACAAAUCAAUUGUGAUCUAGUUAUUCGGGUCCGUGACGGAAAAUAGGCAAAAAUGUUGAUCACUCUUUUCCAGAGUAAGAACAAAUGUUUUAUUCAAAACAAAGAAUCAGUCAUGGAGGACAACAGGCAAUUGGAGAAUAUUGACACUGAAGCCUAAAUGCCGAGGAUGAGGGCAGUUUUUAAUUAAAGCUAUCAAAACAAUUAAUUGCUUAUCAAAAAUAAUUGUUGAUGAAUUUAAUAAUAGAUUAACUGUGGGUGAAUCAUUGCAGCUCUUCUAUACUGUAUCUAUUUGGUAAACGAUACAGGCCACUUCAUGCACUCUGACAAAUGCUCAAUAAAUCAGACAAACGUUCAUUCAA
This is a messenger RNA of Hippocampus comes (tiger tail seahorse), 12548 nucleotides long. RefSeq names its product protein SZT2-like. The coding region runs from base 13 to 10779 and encodes 3588 amino acids. The record is from RefSeq and is a predicted model, not a curated record. Gene Ontology annotation, cellular component: peroxisome. Lineage: Eukaryota; Metazoa; Chordata; Actinopteri; Syngnathiformes; Syngnathidae. The transcript is spliced from 71 exons.